CAUAUGAAAGAGUUUUAUUUGAAAUCGAUGCUGAUCCUAGUAAAGAUCGUGUUAAACCAUUUGCUGAUCUUUCAAAAUUUAGUUAUUUCCCCGAAGAAGAAUUUUUAAUGACACUUGGAUCAGUUUUCUAUUUAAAAAAUAUUUAUCUUGGUGAAAAUCAUAUAUGGCAUAUUGAAAUGGAUUUAUAUGGUAAUAUUGAUUAUGAUUUACAUAAUACAUUUCAUCAUUUACAAAAUCAAUAUAGUUUAAAUACUCAACAAAAAAAAGGUGAUAUUAAACAAGCAUUACAAUCCUAUGAAAAAGUAUUAACAAUUUUUCAACAACAAUCCAAUCGCAAUGAACAGACUCUAGCAUGGUGUUAUAAUAAUUUAGGCGCUAUUUAUGAAGAUAAAAAAGAAUACGAUAAAGCUCGUGAUUAUCUUAACAAAGCAUUAAAUAUUAAAUUAAAAUAUCUUCCACGUAAACAUCCUUGUUUAAGUAAUACAUAUAAUAAUCUUGGUAAUAUUCAUUAUUAUUUUCAUGACUAUGACCAAGCAUUAGAUAUGUAUCAAUUAUCAUAUGAAAUUUUAAGUAAAAGUCUUACACCUGGACAUCCUUCAAUAGCUAGAUUACUGAUGAAUAUAGGUAUUGUUUAUGAAACUAAACAAGAUUUUAAUGAAGCAAACAUAAAUUAUGAAAACGCAAGUUUGAUUUGUACAAAAAUUUUAUCUUUAACACAUCCUGAUCGAAUUAGUACUCAAAAUGAUCUUAUUCGUUAA
This is a messenger RNA of Adineta steineri, 758 nucleotides long. The record is from the annotation of a GenBank genome assembly. Lineage: Eukaryota; Metazoa; Rotifera; Eurotatoria; Adinetida; Adinetidae.